AUGGAAUCCUCUCAGCCUCCAUUUCCACAAUUACCAUCUCUCUCAGAACUUGAGUCACGGAUGCAAGUAAUGCGCGUUUCUGCUCUCGAAGAAAACCAAACCGGUGAAACAUUCUCUCAGCGUCCUCUUCUUCUCUCACUUUGUCAAGAUCUCUUUGAUGGUUACGUCACUCUCUUGGACCGUUUCAAUCACUCAAAACCACAAAACAGUAAACCUACUUCUCACGACAAUGAUUCGGAUACCGACAUUAGCUCCGAGGUGUCUUUUCAACAGACGCAAGUUACUACUUCUCAACAUUCUGAUAUUGAUGAGUUAGUCUCAAAGCUUGUGACUGCAAAUCUAGAGAACGAUAUCGCGCAGCACGAGUUACAUCGUAGAGAACAUAAGUUUCAACAAGCUUCUAAAACUAUUGAGUUACUAAAGAAGCUUGUAAUGUUGCUUGAUAUGGAGAAAGAAGUAGCUGUAGAAGAAACCGCAAAUCUUGGUUACAAACUUGCUUCUCUUUUGGAAGAGAACCGAGAGCUCGCCAUAGAAGCGCGCUUCAUGAAAAACGAAGCGCUUAGGCUUGCUAGAUGUGUGCUUAAGAUGAGAGAGGAACAUUUUCACAAGGUUUGUCUUCUCGAGCACCAAAUCUACUCGAUGCAGUCAUCGAGAGAGUCUGGUUAUGAAAGUAGACUUAAUACUAUCAAUCCGUUUACCAAAUGCAACCUUAGCCAAUCCUCUGCCCCGCUACAUCGCGCUACACUCUAA
Arabis nemorensis is the source of this 750-nucleotide messenger RNA. The record is from the annotation of a GenBank genome assembly. NCBI's taxonomy places the organism in Eukaryota, Viridiplantae, Streptophyta, Magnoliopsida, Brassicales, Brassicaceae.